Messenger RNA from Cinara cedri, 1230 nucleotides. The record is from the annotation of a GenBank genome assembly. Lineage: Eukaryota; Metazoa; Arthropoda; Insecta; Hemiptera; Aphididae.
AUGAUCUCGGAUGCAUGGAAUGAUGUUUUUACCACUACAAUAAGAAAAUAUUUCCACCACGCUGGAUUCAAGGCUUCGUUAAACGAAGAAACAGAGAAAGAAAUAGUAAGUGACAAUAAUUUGGACACAGAGUGCUUUACUAAAGAAAUCUUACAGAGUUUUAUGGAGGUUGAUGAUGCUUUUUUGACCAAUGAAGAACCCAAUGAGAAGAAAUUGUCUAUUUUGAAUGCAAAUUAUGAUGAAAGUGAACAAGCUGACGAAGAGAGCAAAGAAAUCGAAUUUAAAGUAUCGUCUAUUUCGGAAAUCUAUUUUUAUAUUGAUCAGGUGCGUACUUUUGUUUCGAUAAACAGUGAUAUAUAUACAUACUGUACGCAUUAAACAAUAUUUCUAAUUUUGUUAAAAAAUCUUAUUCAAAUUAUAAACAAACCACUAUAAUAGAUUAUUUUUCAAAAUAACCGUAAAUAUAUACUGUAAUAUGUAUUUUUAUUAAAUAUUUAAAAUACCUUGAAUUUAAAAUAUGUAAUCUUAAAUAAAAUUAUAAAGUAAAAAAUUUGUUUUAUAAAUCAAUUUUUCAAAAAAAUUAAGUUACAUUUUAUAAUCCGGAUGAAAUAAAGUUUGGAUAUAUCGAUCAGAAUCCCAAGGACAAUUAAAGAUCGAUAUAAGCGACUUUGACUGUAUAUAAUAAGUGCAUAUUUUAGUGGUUAGGCUUUUAAUUAAAAUUAUAUUUUAAUGUAUUAUUAUAAUUAGUAAUUGAGUCUUUCGAAGUUUACAAGGUUUACACUGAUAUAAAGUAAAGAUGACUUCACAGAUAUUUUUAUGUUCAUAGCUACUAUAGGUAUCAGUUAUACUUUAACAAAUAUAAUUUAAUAUUUUUAUAUUAUACACCAUUCAAUUAUAUUAUUAUCAUUAAUUCUUUUUGUGACAAUAUUUAAACAAUAAAAACAUUUGAUAAUAUUUUAUAAAAGCAAAUAUUUACUUUUAUUUAAUGAUUAUUAUUUUUCAUCAUGAAUAUUUAGACGAAGCGCACACCUAGGUGGUGGUGAGUUGUGCGACUCNGUUUUUUUAAAACAACAAAUACAAUUUAUUAUUUUAUAUAUAUUUUUAAGUCCUAAAUAUAGUCUUUAUAUAGCAAUUAUGUUGAGUUCAGAUGAUGAGCAUUCAGCAUUAUCGUUGUUGCUAAGUAAUAAUGAAAUAGAAAAAACAAAACUAUUGGGUGCAACCGUACCAUAA